CAGAAAAGCGCGUUCGUCUCCUAUAAAACAUGCUCGUCUCUCUCUCUAGCUCCACACUUAUCACGCCACUCCCUCUCGCCCUGGAUACUCCUUCCAAUGGAUAUCCGACGGAGGCCUCCUAAACCGCCGGUUAAUAACCCUAACCGCUUCUCCAACGAUGACGAUCAACGCCGGACAACAACGAUUCCUCCCAAGGCCUCGGACGCGCUUCCUCUCCCUCUCUACCUCACCAACGCCGUCUUCUUCACUCUCUUCUUCUCCGUCGCCUACUACCUCCUCCACCGCUGGCGCGACAAGAUCCGUUACAACACCCCUCUCCACGUCGUCACCGUCACCGAGCUCGGCGCGCUCAUCGCCCUCGUCGCCUCCUUCAUCUACCUCCUAGGCUUCUUCGGCAUCGACUUCGUCCAAUCGUUCAUCUCACGCGCCGACACCAACGACACCGAUGCUAACGAUUUCGAAGACCACCGCCUCGUCACGUGCCCACCCAGGUUGGAUUUGGAAAGAGUCCGCCCCAUACUAAAUUACUCUCUAGAUCCGCCCCCACCACCGAUCGUCUGCGUCGCCAAAUCACCGAUUCCGGAUCCCGCGCUCCCCGAGGAAGACGAGGAGAUAGUGAAAUCCGUAAUCCACGGCGCGAUCCCUUCCUACUCUCUCGAGUCUCGUCUCGGAGAUUGCAAGAGAGCGGCGGCGAUACGGCGCGAGGCGCUGCAGAGGAUAACCGGGAGGUCGAUCGAAGGAUUACCGUUGGAUGGGUUCGAUUACGAAUCCAUAUUGGGGCAAUGCUGCGAGAUGCCCGUUGGGUACGUGCAGAUUCCCGUGGGGAUCGCUGGGCCUUUGUUGCUUGAUGGGUACGAGUACUCUGUUCCGAUGGCUACGACGGAAGGGUGUUUGGUUGCUAGCACUAAUAGAGGAUGUAAGGCUAUGUACGUCUCUGGUGGAGCGACGAGUACGGUGGUUAAGGAUGGUAUGACGAGAGCGCCUGUGGUUAGGUUCGCGUCGGCGAGAAGAGCUUCGGAGCUUAAGUUUUUCUUGGAGGAUCCUGAGAACUUUGACACGUUGGCUGUUGUCUUCAACAGAUCAAGUAGAUUCGCGAGGCUGCAGAGUGUCAAGUGUACACUUGCAGGGAAGAAUGCUUAUGUAAGGUUUAGUUGCAGCACUGGUGAUGCUAUGGGGAUGAAUAUGGUAUCCAAAGGUGUCCAGAAUGUUCUUGAGUUCCUCACUGAUGAUUUUCCUGACAUGGAUGUCAUCGGAAUAUCCGGUAACUUCUGUUCGGACAAGAAACCUGCAGCUGUGAACUGGAUCGAGGGACGUGGCAAAUCAGUGGUAUGCGAGGCAGUAAUCAAAGGAGAGAUUGUUAACAAGGUGUUGAAAACGAGCGUGGCUGCUUUAGUGGAGCUGAACAUGCUCAAGAACCUCACUGGCUCUGCUGUUGCAGGCUCUCUAGGUGGAUUCAACGCUCACGCCAGCAACAUAGUCUCUGCUGUGUUCAUAGCUACUGGCCAAGAUCCAGCUCAAAACGUAGAGAGCUCUCAAUGCAUCACAAUGAUGGAAGCCAUUAACGACGGGAAAGACAUCCACGUCUCCGUCACUAUGCCAUCUAUUGAGGUGGGGACAGUGGGAGGAGGAACACAGCUUGCGCCUCAAUCAGCGUGUUUAAACCUGCUGGGAGUUAAAGGAGCGAGCACGGAGUCACCGGGGAUGAACUCAAGGAGGCUAGCGACGAUAGUGGCGGGAGCAGUUUUGGCGGGAGAGUUAUCUUUAAUGUCAGCAAUAGCAGCUGGACAACUUGUGAAGAGUCACAUGAAAUACAAUAGAUCCAGCAGAGACAUAUCUGGAGCAACGACAACAACAUGAUCUGAGUCAUCAUUGUCAUCAUCUGUGUGGCCCAAAACUAGAAGGACAAAAAAUCUAAAGAAGGCAGGCUUUUACAACUCAUUCACUCAUAACUCUGGUGGACAUGUUUAGCCAUGUGGGUGGUGCCUUGCCUUGUUUUGUUCAAUAAAAGCUUAACUUUUUUUUUUUUUAACUUGAAACUUUUUUUUUUGGGAUUAAGUGUGAGAUAGAGAGCGAGAACAUGUUUCUUC
Molecule: messenger RNA, 2087 nt
Organism: Brassica oleracea var. oleracea
Lineage: Eukaryota; Viridiplantae; Streptophyta; Magnoliopsida; Brassicales; Brassicaceae
Product: 3-hydroxy-3-methylglutaryl-coenzyme A reductase 1
Exons: 5
Coding region: 97-1857 (586 amino acids)
Biological process (GO): coenzyme A metabolic process; sterol biosynthetic process; isoprenoid biosynthetic process
Cellular component (GO): endoplasmic reticulum membrane; peroxisomal membrane
Molecular function (GO): protein binding; hydroxymethylglutaryl-CoA reductase (NADPH) activity
Source: RefSeq, a predicted model, not a curated record